CUUGGGAUGUAGUUCGGAUCGCAACAGAGAGACACAUACACACACUCAGUGUGCACAAACAUACCAAAAGAGAGCGGAUCUCAAAGCUCUUUACACAGAAGCUACUGUACCAGCAAUCAAAAGGAUAAAAGCUCCCCCGGGGAUUGGCACAAACACUGACCGACCUAGAGGCUCCUCAACUCGGAUUGCAGUCUGGACAUGCAUCGAUGGCACUGCUCCUAACUUUUGGAUAUUGAACCCAAGCAAGAAAAAAAGAACAUCUAUCUCACAGGAGGGGGUAUAGUUUUCUGCUGGGAAUAAAAUGACAAUAUUGUAUUCCGAAAAAAGGAAUUGCAUGAAUUUCAGCUUGCAAUUCAGUGGAUAUUGAGCAUCGAAUUUGAUUUUGCAGUUUAUGACUAACUAUCUGUGUUUACGUUUAUUAUUUGAAAAAUUCACAUCUUUGACUAUUGUUGGAAUUAAUUCGUUUUGAAGAAAAAUGAAGUAACCAGUGAAAGGUGGUUUGCACCGCAUUAUUGUGGGACAAAAAAGUCCAUACUGACAAUUUUGUGGUAACAUUAGUAAAACAAAGGAUCACGUAUGAAAAUAAGCCUGGGGCUAGUUAAACGUAUUGGAUUUCAUUUGCCUUUUUACACAAUAUCAAAAGAAAAAAAAAACUUACUUCUCGAUUCUGGGAUUUGGUUUGUAAGUCUGUGCGCCCCAAACCUGUUUCCCCUCUGAAAUCUUUAUUAAGAGCUGUGAGCCAGCUUGCUGUUUCGAAACAGUGUGAUACUAUAAAGGGCAAAAAGUUUUUUUCAGACGAUUUUGUGCUUUUUAUUUAGAUGUAUGUUCUUUUUUUAUUUACUGGGAAACACGGAUCUAUAGAAGAACAUUUCAUUCCAGGCUGCAAUCCCACGCCAGCCCCUGUCACCCAGUCUAGACAAUUUGUCGUGGCUUUGAGUCCAAGUGUAACCAUGGCGACCAUCAGAAGCCCUAUGUGAAUUUUGGAGAAAAAGAGUAAAAAGAGAGCGAGAGCAAAGAGAAAGAGGACUAGAGAGGUUUUUUUAUUUAAUUUCAUUCAGCGGUGGUAGGAGCAUAACUGGUUUGCAGACCCCACUAUACCAGGAGCCUGGGACAGAGUGAAAAAAGUUGGACGCGCACAGCGAGUCUUGUGGUCCCUAAAAAGAAAGACCUCAAGUCCAUGUCAUUCAAACCCGCAGCGAUCUAUUAAAAGUAUUGCCUUGCCUCGGCUUUGACUUUGCCUAUUUAUGAAAUCUCCCGGCUCCAUAUUUCAGAGUGUAUAAUAUCUGCAGAAAAUAAAUCAAUACAUCCUCAAGCAGAAAAUAACUAAACACGUUUUUUGUAUGCUUGUUUUUAAACAUGGGGUUUUCACAAGCUAUUCUGGUCUGCGCUUUGGUCUCCUUCCAUUCAGGCGCCUGUCAGCCCUAUCUCCGGCUCCGACCUUCCCCUAGUGAUAAGCUACCGGUCAUCGAUAUUAUAGAGCACCCCGACCCGGAGUACGACCCCCGGGAGCAGGACCUAAAUGAGAGGACUCUGAGGAAAAAACUGGGCAGCAACUUUGACCCCAACUUUAUGUCCAUCAGCACUCCCGUCCAGGUCAACCUGUCCAUACAAGACAUACACCCAAAGCUCAGGCUUCCUGGACCGAUGCCCAACGACAUUAAGAAGCUGGACCUUUCUGAAACCCCGUAUGGGAUGCGGGUGAAAAUUGGCAAGAAAGCGCGGAGAAAAUUCCUGCAGUGGCUGUGGACGUACACUCACUGCCCCGUGGUCUACACCUGGAAGGACCUAGGGCUCCGGUUUUGGCCUCGCUACAUCAAGGAAGGGAAUUGCUUAAAUGAACGCUCUUGUUCUUUCCCAGAGGGGAUGUUUUGUAAACCAGUCAAGUCAGUUACCAAGACUUUCCUCCGGUGGUAUUGUCAAGGAUUUUUAAGACAAAAAUACUGUACGUGGAUACCUGUUCAAUAUCCAAUCAUUUCAGAAUGCAAGUGUUCUUGUUGAGUUUUUUUU
Acipenser ruthenus (sterlet) is the source of this 2007-nucleotide messenger RNA. RefSeq names its product noggin-2-like. The record is from RefSeq and is a predicted model, not a curated record. Bases 1357 to 1998 code for a protein of 213 amino acids. Gene Ontology annotation, biological process: negative regulation of cell differentiation; dorsal/ventral pattern formation; negative regulation of BMP signaling pathway. The transcript has a single exon. NCBI's taxonomy places the organism in Eukaryota, Metazoa, Chordata, Actinopteri, Acipenseriformes, Acipenseridae.